Molecule: messenger RNA, 1613 nt
Organism: Beta vulgaris subsp. vulgaris (sugar beet)
Lineage: Eukaryota; Viridiplantae; Streptophyta; Magnoliopsida; Caryophyllales; Amaranthaceae
Product: serine/threonine-protein phosphatase PP-X isozyme 2
Exons: 8
Coding region: 223-1140 (305 amino acids)
Biological process (GO): double-strand break repair via homologous recombination; peptidyl-serine dephosphorylation
Cellular component (GO): nucleus; cytoplasm
Molecular function (GO): protein serine/threonine phosphatase activity
Source: RefSeq, a predicted model, not a curated record
CCAAAAAAAGAAAAGCUCCUGUGUUGAAAGCAGCGCAGUGGCUCCUCAGUAAAAAAAGCCAGUAAAACAACUCUUUCUCUCUCCUCAAAUCUUCUUCUUCUCUUCUCUUCUGGGUAUUUCACCAUCUUCAAUCAAUCUAACACAGAAGAGAGAGAAAGAGGAGAGAGAAGAUAGUGCAAUAUUUACAGUGAGGUGGGUGUGUUAGGGUAGAUUUAUGGGAAGAUGUCGGAUUUAGAUAGGCAAAUAGAGCAACUUAAAAGGUGCGAACCCUUGAAAGAAUCUGAAGUGAAAGCACUUUGUCUCAAAGCUAUUGAAAUUUUAGUCGAAGAGAGUAAUGUUCAAAGAGUUGAUGCUCCUGUUACUAUAUGUGGUGACAUUCACGGGCAGUUUUAUGAUAUGAAAGAGCUCUUUAAAGUGGGUGGUGAUUGUCCAAAGACAAACUACCUAUUUCUUGGAGAUUUUGUGGACAGAGGAUUUUACUCUGUUGAGACUUUUCUACUUCUUCUUGCACUUAAGGUGAGAUAUCCAGAUCGGAUAACACUUAUUAGAGGGAACCAUGAAAGUCGUCAAAUUACUCAGGUUUAUGGCUUCUAUGAUGAGUGCCUCCGCAAAUAUGGCUCUGUGAAUGUUUGGAGAUAUUGCACUGAUAUAUUUGAUUACUUGAGUCUAUCAGCUCUCAUUGAGAAUAAGAUCUUCAGUGUUCAUGGUGGUCUUUCUCCAUCCAUAACAACAUUGGACCAGAUACGAACAAUAGACAGAAAGCAAGAAGUACCACAUGAUGGUGCCAUGUGCGACCUCCUAUGGUCGGACCCUGAAGAUGCGGUUGAUGGUUGGGGAAUGAGUCCUCGUGGUGCUGGCUAUCUUUUUGGUGGCACCGUAGUUACCACAUUCAACCACACAAAUAGCAUUGAUUAUAUUUGUCGUGCACACCAAUUGGUAAUGGAAGGUUACAAAUGGAUGUUCAAUCAUCAGAUCGUCACAGUAUGGUCAGCUCCAAAUUACUGUUAUAGAUGUGGUAAUGUUGCUGCAAUACUUGAGCUUGAUGAGAAUCUUAACAAAGAGUUCCGUGUUUUUCAAGCUGCUCCACAGGAAGCAAGAGGAACUCCUGCUAAAAAGCCAGCACCGGAUUACUUUCUCUGAAAAUUUUACAGGGUCAUGGUAUACUCUGGUCAAUCAGCGAUUGUUAUGUUGUGAUUGGGUGGUGAAGUUGGUACAUAUGAUAGAGAAUCAAACAAUGCUUUGAAGGAGUUGAGCUCUCAACCUGUGUCACUUGUGAAUUUUUAGGCAAUACUCGGAGCCUCUUCUGCAAAAUUACUGUCCGUCCUGUCAGUUAUUGCUUGUACUUGUAGUUGUGUACUGUGAAAUUUCCUACGAUGGCGGAAUUAAAUAUGGAGCUGCCCAAUUUAUGGCAAUCCACAACUGGGAAAGGAGGAAGGGUGGUUAUGGUGUGUGAAUGGUUUAUAGUUUGAUUUGGGCUUCAUUGAGACACUAGGUGGUUCAGUUUUGAUCUUGUUGGGGUAUUUUAUUUGAGGCAAUUGGGUGUACAACGAAAUGCAUUGUUUAUUACCAUUUUACUUGUCUUCAACCAGUUAUCUAUCUUUUUGAUUGAUUCA